AACGCCAUAAUCCGUUUUUUAACUAACAUGUGAAUAAAUGUUGGACGGGAUGCCUGUCCACGAGCUGUUUAAAUCCUUGGGUCGGUUUUCUUUUCAUAGGAUAAGAAAUCAGUCAUAAUGUGAAAUUUUUUAUUUUGUCAUCUUUCAUCAUUAUGACAGCCACUAUUUUAAGUGGUGUGAUUUUUGUGUUUCAAUAGCUCCUCGCAGACUCUAGGCCCAAGAUGUGUACAAAACCUCAUUACAAAACCGGUCCAACGGUGACAAUGGCCCCAGAAGAUCUGGAGAUGUACCAACUGGCCCGUGCAGAACUUGAUCGGUUGGAGAGGCAGUACCGCAUCAUGGAGAGUGACCGUCUUUCCUAUGCUGAAGAAAUGAAAAUUCACCUAAAUAAGCAAAGGCGAAUGAUCGAAAAUUUACAAAGAGAGAAGGAUGAAAUAACCACAAAUCUAAACGUGGGAAAGACCUCCCAAAAUAUACUCACAAACAAUCAACAAAACGAAAAGCUGAAGGAACUGAUCAAGAGGCAUGAUGAUUUGGAGGCUAUGAUCAAAGUGGAAAAGUCUCAAUUGGAGGAGCUGGACUCACAGAUAUUCAAAAUCGAAAAAGAAGUGGACGAAUUGAGACUAAAAGAUAGCAGCACAAUUGACAGGAGACUUGAGAGUAAGAUGAAAGACUCAGCAAGGCACAUAGCACUCCUCGAAAAUCGACUACAUGUUGCAACGAUGAAAUUCGACAAGAACCUGAUGCAAAAUGCAGUGCUAAAAGAAGAGAUUAAUACUGCUUUAAAACAACGAUCUCGAUUCAAUGAAGUGUAUCAAAAUUUGGUUCGGCGUUUGGAGACUGGAAAACAAGUAAUGCUGAAUCUUAUAGAACAAGCUACUUUAGCUUUUGAUCAAAGGGAGGAAGCACAAUCAAAAUUGAAAGCACUCCAAGAUCGUGAUCGCCAGGAUUUGUUGAAGCACAGCCAUGAAUUGCGUGAGCUACAGCGUCGCCUAGACUACGACACCAAAUUAGAGGAGUUCCUUGGAACAAAGGGCCAGUAUCGGAUAAUGGCAGAUUUGCAGACAAAAGAAGCAGAAAAACAACGUAAACAAAAAGAGGAAGCUGCCCAACAAAUCAAAACUAAUCUAAUGAUUUUAGAUCAGAUCAAAACUUUCUCCAGCGAGUCAGAUAUUGAUCGACUGGCAGCGCAAUUCAUUAAACAGGAGGAAGAAAAUUUUGCCCUCUUUAACUAUGUCAAUGAACUAAACAAUGAGUUGGAAGCUCUGCAAGAACAAGUCAACAACCUUGUACAAAGCAUUGAAGAGCAAAGAGUCAUUAACAAAGAACGAGCAACACAACAGGAGGAAACAAUAGCCAGUCUCACACAAAAUUUGGAUGACAAAACAGCCGAGGCGGACACAAUGAACGAAAAUUUAAGGGCAACAACGGACAGAAUGACCCAACUUUUGAGAGGGAUAGACUCUUUGUUCAAACUCAUUCCGAGUGACAGCACGGCAAUCCUAAAACUGUUAGGAGAAAGCCCAACAGUUCAGCCUUUCAAUGUUAUGCUGUUUCUCAACAUCAUCGAACGACGUAUAAUUGAGAUAGUAAAUAAAGUAUAUGUUCUAGAGAAACAAGCACAGUUCCACGAUGAACCGUCAUUACUAGUCAUGAAAGAGGAGGUACCUUCUUUUAGAAGUAAACAAAGAGAAAGCCAGCGAAUAUCAGGAACACCUCCAACAUAAAGAAAAACAACUUUUUUCUAAAUUAUAUUGAGCCCAACAUGAUGAUCACCCACUGGUCAAUUAUGUUUACUAAGUUUAUGGGGGACAAUUGUAUAAAAGAGUCUAGCACCUUGGAUGCAUGAUACUUGGCAAUUAAUGGUAAAAACACUGAUACAAGAUAAUACAACUAUGCAUUAGAUGUUCAUCAUUAUUGAGAAAGCCUAGCAACCUGACUAUUCGGACUCAUUUUAGUACAAACUUGAUUCUACUUCUUUUACUUUUAUAAUAGUUUUUUGCCAAAUGAUACUUGUAAAAUAUUACUGUGAAGGAAAAAAAAAUGUCUAUGCAGUAAAAUAAACUAAUUUUGAUACUUUCUUAAGUUUCUGUUUUUUUCUCAAUU
Molecule: messenger RNA, 2106 nt
Organism: Bemisia tabaci
Lineage: Eukaryota; Metazoa; Arthropoda; Insecta; Hemiptera; Aleyrodidae
Gene: Ccdc114
Product: Coiled-coil domain containing protein 114
Source: RefSeq, a predicted model, not a curated record